This is a messenger RNA of Fonsecaea erecta, 795 nucleotides long. RefSeq lists its product as hypothetical. The transcript has 3 exons. NCBI's taxonomy places the organism in Eukaryota, Fungi, Ascomycota, Eurotiomycetes, Chaetothyriales, Herpotrichiellaceae. The record is from RefSeq and is a predicted model, not a curated record. The coding region runs from base 1 to 795 and encodes 264 amino acids. Gene Ontology annotation, cellular component: extracellular region. Gene Ontology annotation, biological process: (1->6)-beta-D-glucan biosynthetic process; cell wall biogenesis; fungal-type cell wall organization.
AUGAUUCUACGGAGCAUCUACCUCUGGGUCGCUGCCAUCCUCCCGUUCGCGUGUGCUGAUGUUCAAGUUGUUGCACCCGAAGCUGGAGACAGUAUCACCGGGCUCAAUCUGCAGAUUCAAUGGAAAGACUCAGGGAACUCGCCGCCUAUCUCUCAGCUAGCUAAUUAUCAACUCUUCCUGUGUGCGGGAGGCAACGACGAGUCAGACUAUAUCCCAGUGGCCACACUUGUCCAGCAAGGGACUUACACAACCGGCGACUCGAUCACGAUCACUUUACAACCGAAUACCGGUGCUGAUGUACCCAACGCCUAUUUCCUCAAAUUCGUAUCUGCCGCUACAGGAGGCACCGUUAUCAACUUCUCCGACCGUUUCUCGCUGAAAAGCAUGACCGGCACGUUUCCAGCCGCAGUACAGCAAGGACUAAGGACCGUGACUGGCACGGCUGGCCCAGCCGAUGUCAACAACAUUCAAGCUCCCCAAGCGGGCGCUGGUCAAAAUACACCGUCUGUCGGAGAUGGUGCAUACAGUACCCCAUAUACCCUGCAGACGGGCACCAUCCGUUAUGCUCCCAUGCCUCCGAUGGCGCAAACACAGAUCACUGCAAAAAAUGCCUCUCCUCUGUGGCCUACGAGCGCAUAUACUGUUUACCAGACAAUCGCCGGCACUCCAAAUGCAAUUACCACCAACACGCUGCCCUUGACGUUCACCGUAUCGAGUAGAGAGAACCCGGUCGCUGCGGCCGGCCAGCCCACCGACACAGCGAUGCAGAAGUUCCUCAACCGGUGGAAGGACUGA